UUGUAAUACUGAAAUGUUAACGUCCGGUGCCAGUUUACCUGGUUAUAUCAAGCUAUAAUUACUUUAAUGGACAGUCCGGGAGUUUUUUUUAUAUAUAUAUAAAAAAGUGCAUCAUGCUAGUAAUGUGGCUAGCCUGCAACAAGAUGGCGUCCUACUGUCCGGCAGUUAAUUGUAGUCCGUUUAUUGCUGUAAUACUAGAACGUAACUAUACUCUGCCACUUUAGCGUCUCAAGUGAGUUAUAUUAAGCUCUAUUCCAUUUCAGAGUCAGCCACUAGGAGUAAUUAAAUGUGGGCGGCUCAUUUUGGGCAAUAAGGAGGUCCGCCUUUGAUGAUCCCGUCUUUGGAUUGCCGUGCGUCCCUUUGCAGCUAUCCAAAAAUGAAGAAAAUACUGUCCAGCAUCUCCAAGAAGCUACGAGCAGGCACAACAGACCGUGGCUCUGUCAACUCUGUUGGAUAUGAGGUGAAGAAAGACGAGCUGAGAGGUAUCCACAAGGCUGCUUGGAAGGGUGAUGUGGCCAAGAUGGAGCGUUUGUCCAAGAGCAACGAUAUCAAUGAAGUUGACCAGCAGAACAGGACAGCACUUCACUUCGCUUGUGACAGUGGACAUUCUGAGGUGGUGAAGUUCCUUGUGGCGAAAAAAGCCAAGCUCAAUUUAUGUGAUAGUCAAAAUAGGUCCGCCUUGAUGAAGGCGGUGCAAAGACAGCAUAAUCACUGUGUGAGCAUUCUACUGGAAAACGAUGCCGAUGCUAACUUGGUGGACGCAGACGGCAAUACAGUUUUACAUUUGGCAGCCAGGUUCUCAGCCAACUCCACCGUUGCCUUGCUCUUGACGAAGAACGUUGACAUCAAUGGUCAAAAUCUGGAAGGUCUCACACCCCUGGCAUUGGCAGUCCAAGGAGACUACGUAGAAGUGGCUGAUUGUCUGCUGAACACAGGCGCUGAUGUGAAUAUUGUGGACAAAGAUCAAAGGUCGCCAUUGAUGAUAGCUGCCGGCAAUGGAUAUGUCAACAUGGUGCGAUUGCUCCUGCAGUUUGAAGCCGAUAUUAUGCUGACUGAUAACAAAGGACAAUCAGCUGAGGAGUACGCUGUGACGAAUGGCCAUCAGGCAUGUGCUCUCCUCAUCACCGAGCAGGAUGCCCGAAGGAGCCUGGUGGGCUCCUCAUCUCAAGCAGGUUCAAGUAAAAAAACAACACUGCAAACUCGACUCUCCGUGGCAGGCAUUCAUUCCCCUGUAGCUGAACAUGAAGACGGUGUUGAUUCCAUAAGUGGACACACUCAGAAGGAAGAUCUAAUACAACCAGAGGGUAAACGUAAAGGACCAACAGAAGGACAGAUUGACCUGCUGGAAGAGCUUGGUUUGGGAGCACUUGACAGUUUUAAAGAUUCAUCAGACGCAGACAUGCCGAGUAAUAUCAUCAGUAGAAGUCUUCCAGUGUGUGCCAGGACGUCUGCGACUGAAGUCUUCCCAGAACGCUGCAGUCCUUCUGUUGAGGAGGAGGUGUUAGUUAAUAUGUCUCAGAAAAUGCCGGUUCUUCCUAAGACAAUCUGUUCAAAUGAGACAGCAUCUCCUUUCCCUGCUCUACGUCCUCAAACCCUAAUGAUGAUUGUUGCAGAGAGUGAAGAAGAAUCAGUUUGGGACCAGGGCAGUUUUUCGUCAUCAUGCAGCAAGACCAAAGCUGACAAUCAGCAGCUUCAAGCGGCAGCUCAAGCAGGCUCCCUUGAACUCCUGGCAAGUGAGGGAAAAGGUUUUUUGCAGUCUGACGAGCAGCAACGGCAGGAGACGUUGCCAUCAGAGAGCCAGGAUGAGAAGUCAUACAAAGAAGUGGAGAAAAGCGAAACAAAAUCCAUUCUCACCAAUUUAGUUGGAGCUUCAAAAGGGACUCUUGGCAGGCGGUCCAAAUCAGAGGGAGUUGCAGAAGAAUGGCCGGUUGAAUCAUCCACAGCUGAACAAGAGUCAUGUGAUGAAGAGGAAGCGAGGUCCACGAUGCCACCCAUAGCAGAAGUGAAAAGCGCUGUCGUCAUUGAUGAACACCAGAAACGGGACUCUGUCCCGUUUUUUCAUCAACCUGUACAACCCCUCCCGAGUGAGUCACCACAACCCCCCACAGUGAAGAAGGAGAAUAGUGUGGACUCUCCCAAACCUGGGCCUUCUCACAGCCAACAGCUGAACCCUAAUCAAGAAGAAGCGGAGGCUGGCCGAGAGGAUGCUAAAAUUGUCUCAGUGGCAAAUCCCAAUGCUUCCACUGACCCCAGACCAAGUUCAGAUGUGCAGCCUGCAACUUUGAGUGAAAGAGAAGCCUCUCAUCAAGUAGAGAAACCAGCAAAUUUUCAGAGGGAGCUGGAGGCAACGCGACUCACGCAACAGCUGACCUUCAGCAUCGGCAGACCCGAGAGACGGUCUUUAGAGGACACCCCACAGCUGCCAGCGGUUAGCGAAGCACGCGGCCUCAGACUCCACCAGACCAAGAGCGGACUCAGUAGAGAUCUCCCUGUGGUUGACAGCACUUUGAGCGAUCUUUCGGAAGAUGACAUAAGCCGGUGGCAAAUUAGUGAACGACUAAGAAGAACACUGAACAAUAUUGCAAACGCAGAAGAAAAUGAGCUGUCUGAAGAUACCGAAGAGCUCAACUCGUCAUCAGAGGAUUCUGACCUCCUCAUUCAAAUUCUGGAUGCAGUCACAGACCCCAGACGUAAGAAGAAGCUACAGCAUUUUUUGUCUGAGCGCUGCAUUCUGAAGGAAACAGGCCAUCAUGUCUUUCUUGCAGAUAAGCUAUGUCAACAAGAAAGCAAUAUUCGUGUUUUGGAGAAAAACAACUUGGAGAUGGAAAAUGAAAUGGCACAUCUCAGACUUCAGCUGAAACGGGAGCAAGAGAAUGCCAGCAAUACCAUCAAGAUGUACAAAAACGCCAAAGAGAAGCUCGAGGAAGAACGCAGACAUGGCCAAAUGCUUUGGACUGUGGAUCACAACACGUUGGGCUCGCUGCUGCAGAAAGCCAACUGUCAGAAGUUCAAACAGAUGGAGGAAAUCGAGGAGGAGUACAAAAGAAGCAAAAGCAAUGAAGAACACCUGAGAUCAGAACUUGAGGUGAUACAGAUGCAUAACAACCUCAAACAGCGAGACCUCGUCCAGGAGAACGAGGCCCUCAAGGAAGAACUGGAAGAUAUUCGCCAAGACCUCAAACUUGCCAGUGACAAUCAGACCCUAAGUGUCUUGGAUUGGAACACAAAAAUUCAGGAGUUAAGGUAUGAGAUAACGCUAGCCAACGCCCGUCUGGAGAAAGAGCAGAAGGAUCGUGACGUAUUGGUGGCAGAGAACCAGGCGAUCCGUUCCCGACUUACUGACGUGGAGCGAGCUCGGUUAGCCAUGGAGAAAGCUCUGCUUCAAGAGAAGGAGGAACACCAGCGACUUUCAAGUGAAGCUCAGAGUCAGCAUGAAGCAGUCGCCAGGCUGACCCAGAAGCUGUCCAAAGUGAAAGCACAUGCAGGCAACCUGGAGAGCGACGUACAUAAAUUUGAGGUCCAGCUGGCAGAGAAGAACCUGCAUAUGAACACCGUGCAGCAUGAAAACGAGCAGAUAGCUGCUCGUGUGAAAGAGCUGGAAGCGGCCGUGCAAGCUGAGAAGGAGCUGGCCACUCGUACUGUCGCUCGCCAGGAGGCCACUCAGGAGCUCCUGAACCAAGCCCAGCAUGACGGCAAGUUGUAUCGGCAACAACUAGAGGAGGCCCAAAACAAAGCCAUCGCCAAUGAGAAUGCUUUGACAGACGCGCAAAAGUCUUUCAACGACAUGUUGCUCAAACUUCGCACCGACUCUGAUGGCAGAACACAAGGAGUGCAGGAAAGAAAUAAGGAGCUUACCACUAAGGCAGCUGAACAAGAAACACAUAUUCGCAAAUUAGAGCAGGAGAAAACUGACAGACAGAUUAACCAGAGACAGCUGCAGCAGGACAUUGCAGACAUGUCAAGGAAACUGUCAAAGUGUGAAGCUUCCCUGGAGAUCGCCACAACACAUCGCAGUGAUUUAGAGGAAGAGAAGGCUCGCCUCCAGAAAGAUAUUGACAAGCUUAAAGUAAAGCUGGAAGAAAGAGAGGCCCAGUGCUUACAAGCUGACAGGAACAUGAACGAUCGAAUGAUCCUUUUGGAUGAACGAGAGAAAGAACUCGGCGUUGCUGCUCGCAAACAGAAGGAAGCCCAGGCUGCCGCGGCCGCCUCCAACGCCAUUGUCAAGCAGUUAGAAGAGGCCACGCAAAGGCUGGAGAUCGAGAACAUCAGACUGCAUGCCGCUGCAAAGCAACACAGCCACAAAAUCGAUGCGCUUCAGAAAGUCGCUCAAGAGGACGCCAGGAUCAGAGUUCAGUUGGAGGACUUGGUGACAAGUCUCCAAAGCAGUAAAAUUACUCUGGAGGACCAACUCAACAAAGAGGUGCAAAGGCAAAGCAUGCUAUCUAACAAUGCCCAAGACACUCAUGCCAUGUGGCAAGAAGAGAUGAAGAGCCGCUCCAAGUUAGCGCUGCGUCUCGCAGAGCUUGAAAAAGAAAAACAGGAGCUGAACAGCCAAGUGGACAUUGAGAAGAAGAAAGCAGAGAACGCGGCAGAGCAGAAGAAGGCUGUCGACUUGCGGCUCGAACAGGAGAUGAAGAGAAACACAGAUCUUCAGAAAGAAAUGUACAGGCUGCAAACACUACUUAAAACAGCUAAGAGGAAACUGCAAGAUCAGCAAACAAGUAGUGCUGAGAGAGAAAAGCUCUGUCACCAGAUCAACGAGCUUCAGUCGGACCUGGAGAGAGAGAUGUCUUCUCGUAUCCAGUCGGAGAAGAGCAGGAGGCAGCUGGAGGAGGAGGUGUUGAGUCUGAGACGCAACCAAGGACCCCCAAUGGACAUUGGUGCCCAGGGUUCAACGGGCAACGUUCUUAACACGCUGGGCGCUCAUCUCUUGUGCCAGUGCUCAAAACAAUUCAGCCCUGUGUCUGAGGGGCCAGCCUGCAGCGUGGAGGGGUACCUGUCCAGGAUGCGGCAUGACUUGGAUAUGGCCGUGUCGAGAGAGUUAGGCAUGUCCUCAGUGAGACUGGACAUGUCUUCGGGAUGCGUAUCCCCGGUCAGCAGGGCAAGGCAGCAGUAUGCCAAUGUGCUGAAGAGAAACCAUGAGGUGUAAGCCCUUGGGAAGCAAACACUACAAUGGAGGGUUGGCUGCUCUUGGCUGUAUUUUCAUAUAAAAAAAAAUUUCUUCUUAUGAAAGUAUAUGCAAUCACAAUGCAAAAUGUGCUUAAAUGUCCAUCUUCAUUGCAUGAAAGCUUGAGUUCUACUUUAAAAAAAAAUUCCUCCAUAAUUAGCUGAAGACAGAACACACGUUUAUUGGUGAAUGAAAAAACAUUUGAAAAUGUACACCAGUGGUCUCAAACUCGAGGCCCGAAAUGACAGCUUAAAGCUGUGUGCACACCGGACACAAUUAACAUGAUUUUGCCCCCUGCCCAUACUGUUACCCUACCCUGUUACCCCGCCCUGUUUUGCUUUGGAUUAGCAAUGAAGCUAAAGGCUUAUGACGCUAGGUACAAAUAAAUGCAGGAAAUGAUUUGGAAUAAAAGGGAAAAUACACGUCAAGAUAAAGCAUCUCAUCAAACAUGUUGUUAAAGUUACCACGCUGCUCCCAGAUGGAACUGAGUACGAUGCUAACUUGCUAAUUGGGUAAAAUGAUUAAGUUUCAUUAAUGUUCAUGUUAAAGGUUAAAUAACUGUUAAUACUGUACAUUUGAAUCUGAAAAAAAUAAUUUCUCUACCAACUGUAUGUGGUUUCUUCCGUUUUUCUUAUUUGUUGUUUUAUUAUUAUUUUACUUAUUUAUUACUGAUUUAUUAUCUUUAUGCUUAAUUUGUUUAUUUAUUUUAUUUUGUUAUUUUAUAUUUUAUCUUAUUUUGUGUAUAGAAAAAUAAAAAUAAAGAUAUUUGAGAACAGUGGAAUGUUUUAUCAGAUAUUUUGGUGUGGAAAACCGGAACCAAAGUACUGAAAAAGUGUAGGGUAUAGCAGAAGCAAAAGCAUUGAAGAUAGUUUUUUUAUUGAUUUUUUUUUUCUCCAGUUUUCAAUAAAUGCGUUUUGGGGUUUUUUUGAAAACCUGAUGCAGCCCGGCUUCACCCAGAACCUAGCUCCGGUGGCCCCCAGGUAAAUUGAGUUUGAGACCCCUGAUGUACACCAAGGGUGAUGGACACAGCAGAUCUUCCUGGUAGCGUUCUAUUUCUUCCAGGAUCUGCACCUAUUCACCUGCAUUUUUUCAAUUGACAACUUUGCCAUCAUUUAACAUGAGAAUACAACAUUCUAACUAUAUUUAUAGGUCAGAAAAGUGGAAAAAGUAUAACAGGUCCCCUUGGUGAAGGUGUUACAAGAAUACCUGACCAGGAGGAGAUCUAGAACAUGUUAGAGGGAUUGUGUUACGCAGCUGGCCUGUGAAUGUAUCCAACUGGAAGACUGCUGACACUGCAACAUAUCUGUGAGCAUUUUAACAAUAUAUGAAUACAGUACAUACAAAGCAUAGUAACAACAUCAACACAAUAAUAUCCAUUCUUCUGCUUAUAUGAGGUCAGGUUUCCGGGGGCCCGUCAGCCUAAGCAGGGAAGCCCAGACAUGGUCUCUCCAACGUGUCCUGGGUCUUCCCCGAGGACUUCGCCGAGCCCAGGGAGGCUUCCAGGAGGCACCCGGACCAGAUGCCUGAGCCACCUCAUCCGGAUCCUCCUAACGCCAAGAAGCAGCAGUUCUACUCAAGAGUUUCUCCCGGAUAACAGUGCUUCGAACUUCAUCUCUUAGAGAGAGCCCAGCCACUCUAUGGAGAAAAACUAAAUUUGGCCGCUUAUCCUUUCGGUCACUACCCAAAGCUCAUGACCGUAAGUGAGGGUACCAGCAGCCCCGUGACCCUUGUGAGGAAAAGCGGUAGAAAAUGAAUGAAUGAAUGAAUGAAUACAACGAUGUCGUACAUUGUCACAACAUGAACACAAUUAUAAAAUUUGUUACUUCCAUUUUAUUACAGCCAAUAAACUUGAGAAAAUGUAGUCAAUACUGUAAAAGUAUCAAUCAUUCAUUCAUUUUCUACCACUUUUUCCUCACGAGGGUCGCGGGGGGUGCUGGAGCCUAUCCCAGCUGUCUUCGGGCGAGAGGCGGGGUACACCCUGGACUGGUGGCCAGCCAAUCACAGGGCACAUAUAGACA
Doryrhamphus excisus (bluestripe pipefish) is the source of this 7185-nucleotide messenger RNA. NCBI's taxonomy places the organism in Eukaryota, Metazoa, Chordata, Actinopteri, Syngnathiformes, Syngnathidae. The record is from RefSeq and is a predicted model, not a curated record.